CCGAAAUUAAAAUGAAUUUGUUGGGUGGGUUCGCGCGGCGGGAAACGUUAACAUGGCGGGUGGCAAUGGCAUUUGAUAGCGGCAGAACUUGCAGCGGCGCGGAUGUUUCCGGUUCCGGCGACUUUGAUUUCAGAUGGCACAGAGUUAUGGAAAAGACGAAGGAAAACUAUCAUGUUACUCUUCUGGUGUAUAUGAUUCGUUAAUGCGAAAUUAUACUGUGAAGGGAUCGUGUGUUAUUCAAAUCAGAAGGCUUGGAAUUUUGGAGAUAAGUAGUAUCAUGCUUUCUGAUAUGGAAAUCUCUUUCCUUGAAUUUCAAUGUUGUUAGGGUUCUAUAUAGUGUGUAUUUUAGGAUAUUUUGGAUAGACUGUGUAGUCUUUCGUGUUUAGGGUUCUAUAUAGUGUGUAUUUUAGGAUAUUGUUAUUCCCGUAACCUCUAGUCUUGGCAUGACGUCGUUUAAUUGCAUCUAUGCUGUUGCAUUAUUUAGGUAUGUCUUUUAAGUUGGAGUUUCCUUCUAUACUCCUUAAGGAGUUUUUUUUUUGAGCCAAGAAGCACCCACCUCAGUUGUCGGUGUCAGUUAGGAGUGGAAAUAGGUCAGGAGUUAAGUCUUAUAAGGUCUGAGCCUGUCAUAGUGUAAAUUUUUAAGGCUCUGUAUGAUCUUGUCUGAUCUUGCCUCAUCUGACAUUUUUAAAAGUUUGUGUUGACUUGAAAGUCUAUUUAAAAGUAUCUUUCACAUUAAGGCUUCCAAAGUCACCCAAACCUGAUCCGAAGAUCUUUUAUAUACUUCCUCGGCUUUUUAAAAGUAUCUUUUAUAUACUUCCUUAAUUUUGACAAAAAUGCAAUUAAUACUAUCUUGAACUUUGAAAGUGACAAUUAAAAAGGAAUAAAACAUUAUUAAAAAGUGACAUUUAAAAAGGAACGGAGGGAAUACUAUUUAACCUAUUUUCUAAUAUAUAUAUAUAUAUAUAUAUAUAUAUAUAUAUACUACUCCGGCUUGAUUUAUAAGCAAAAAAGACAAGUUUUACGUUUAUUAAGAAAUAUAGUUAAGUGCAUUUAAGUUUCUUGAUUUCAUGUGAGAGACAAUACAAUUACUAGUAUACCCUCAAUUAAAUUGUUUUCUAUUAACAAUAUUAAGUAAUUAAUGCAGGGAUACUUUUGGAAUAAAUGCAUUAAGUAUACCUAGAUUUGUUGACAUUUGCUUAUAUUAAAGGCCAAAAAAAUUAGAAGACUUUUGCUUAUAAAUAAGACCGGAGGGAAUAUAUAUAUAUAUAUAUAUAUAUAUAUAUAUAUAUAUAUAUAAAAUUUCAUAGGCUUUUUUAAUAGCCUAACCGACAUCAACAACUGAACACGGGUAAUAAUUUAAGAAAGUAAAACUUUUUUUUAAUAUAAUCAUGUUUGCCGUUGGCGAAACACUGGACACACCUUCAAUCUGAUGUGUAAGUGCUAUAGAAUAUAGGUUAUGAGCUAGUUUAGGUGUUAACCAUACUACAACUGAUGUAAGCUGAUUCACACCCCUCUAUAUUAACUAAUCUGCGUUAGUUCUUCGAGUUAGGUUAGUUGUAGAUUAGUUGCUUGAGUUUAUUGCCACACAGUUUUGUUAGGUAGGUAGCUAGUUACCCUCACCCUUUAUUUAAACCAUCAUAUGUUAUGGUAGUAAUUUUUGUUCUCUUGAGUUGAAUCAUGGUUUUGAAGCUUGUCUUUUGACGGUUUCUCUACAGUCCUAUUAAUAUAUUGAGUUUUUAUGUUUUGGGAGGUUAGGGUUGUGUUUGUAAGAGUCAAUAUCAAAGGAAGGUUUCAUGAAUAGAGUUUCUAACAUGGUAGAAAGUGAUGACGAGGAGGAUGGAUCAAGCAGGGUUGCCUUGGAAGGGAAUAUGCUUUAAGCUUUGGUAGUGCAUAGAGUAAUUAAACUUUUUAAUAUUGUAUUGCAGGCAACUCUGUAGUUUAGUGCAUUGCCAGUUCAUAAGUUAGUUAUAUCUGUCUCAUUUUGUUUAAGGAAGUUACAAAUUGCGUGUAAUUGGUGUACCUUAAAAAUACUGAGGUUUGAGUUCUCUUGUUAGUAGAAUAAAAAAAUCACUAUACAUCAAUUUCAAUUGGAGAUUCUCUCUUGUGUGUGUUCUGAAAUCCAACUUUGCAUCACCGAGCUUCUAAAACCAUUUGCAUGGCCUCCGAUCCUCUUUUAACGCCUUCAACGUUGCAACUUCGACCAUAGUUUCCAUCCAAAUCAUUCUCCGGCAUUAGUGCUUAGCUUGACGAACCACCGUUUUCCGAGUUCUCUUCAUACUCAUCAAAUCACUGAAAAGCUCCAUCACGACAAUUAUGGCGUUGGAGUCUCACAUAGGAUGUGAUAUCACCUUACAAGUUAGUUUUGUAGGGUUGAAUUAGGACAAUUCCAAAUUAUAUGAUUUAGUAUGGCCAAUGUUUUAAAAAACCGUCGCGGUCGCGUAAAAGUUUUCGCGAUUUCGGUCGGUACAGGUGUUGCAACAUUGAAUGUGGCUGUCGCGGUGUGAAAUAACCACAAUUUGUUCUUUAACUUAAAAACGGUGAAUAACGGUAUCGGCAUCGACAGAUGCCGAUACCGUUUUGUCGUGGCCGUUUUCGCAGUCGCAGACUGUUUUUCUAAACCUUGGUAUGGCCCAUAUAAGGUGAGCUUGUUUUGCGCGCACAUAAGCUUCAUAGAUUUUAUGCUCCUCCUCAAGUUCCUAGUCAUUUUUUUUUUCACAAAAUCAGAUUGUUUUGUAAGAAUUGAGAAUCCUGGAUAUAUAGUCCGGAAACUUCAAAAUCAAUGGCUUCUCCCAUGUCUUCAAGCCUUGCUCUUGUUAUUUGUCUUACCAAAAGUCACUGAAUGUUGAUACUCCUAGCAACUUCACUUUCCUAGUCUUGACAUCACCCACCAACUAAUAUGUCCUUAUGCAUGUAAUUUGAUGGAAGAGAGGUGAGAGUCCAAGUGUUAUUUUCUUAAGAGAGUAUUAUACUCUUCAGUCAUGGCUAUCACCAAUUUUGGAUCCUUGAGAGUUUGACGAUGAGUGGGUUCUAACUGGGCUAUGCCAGCUCAUCAGUUAGUUACACUUGUCUCUCUGUUCAAGGCAGUUGCAAACUGUAUGUAAUUAUAAUCUUGAAUGAAAAGAAGAAGACAGCUUGGAGGUUCUGAUUGAGAGCAUAUUAAGAAAACAGCCCAUUAAUGUAAAUGUUGUCUAAAGCUUGAAACUCCCGAGUAUUCAAGCUUUUAACACAGGUACUAAUAUUGUCAUGCUUACACAUGAUAAUGAACAUAAAGUGAGAUUGGAUAUUAAUUUUUAAUGCAUUCUAUGAGACUUUGGAUGGGUUGAUAGUUGGUUUAGUCGUCUCCUUGCAAUGUCUAAUCCCAUAAUCUAGUCAAUAUUGAUUCCAUUUAUCUUUUGAGUUGAUUAUACUUUGUACAAAUCAAUUCUUAAUAAGCCAAUUUAUUUCAUUAAUUUGUUUUUGUAAUUCAUAAACAUCAAUGCUUGAAUUUACUAAUCUACUUUUGAUUGUUGAUUAAUCUAAUUCCAUCUAAUUUUCUUAAUUACUUCUUGGCUGAUAUAUUUCCACUCUAUGUUGGGAAUAUAGAGAUGUAGUCAUACUUGGUUCAAGAAAGUAUGGAGUGUGCAUCCAAAAUUGUAGAAAGGGCUGUCGAUGUUGUGUUGGACCUGACUAUUCGGCAUGUGGGUUACAUCUUCUAUUACAAGGAAAAUGUUAAUGAGCUACGCAGUCUUGAUGAAAAGCUAAGUCUUCAAAGAAAGAGGCUGGAACAUGCAGUUGCUGAAACUGAGGAUAAUCUGGGAAUAACUGAAAGUGAUGUUACAGCUUGGCUUCAGAAAGUGGAUAAAACUAGAACUGAAACAGAGGAGUUUCAAAAUGAUGAAGGCCACACGAAGACAAGGUUUUCCAGUGGUUUAUUUCAUUACUUCAGGAACAGGCAUAGACUAGGGAGAAAAGCAAAGAAGAUGUUAGUGGAUGCCAAGUUAUUAAUAGAUGAGUCAAAGUUUGAUGGAGUUUCCUAUCAGCAAAAGCCAACAUCUAUGCAUGCUGCAUCACUUGAUGCUGGCUAUGUAGAAAUUGGUUCCAGAAGACAUACAAUUGAAAAGAUAAUAGAAGAACUCGAAGAUUCUACAGUGAGAAUGAUUGGAGUGCAUGGGCCAGGUGGUGUGGGUAAGAGCACGUUAAUCAAAGAAAUUGUUAAGAAAGCUCAAGACAAGAAGUUAUUCAAUGUGGUCGUUAUAGUAGAAAUAACUGACAAUCCCAACCUUCGAAAAAUCCAGGAAGAAAUUGCAUACGUGUUAGGAUUGAGUUUGGAAGGGGAAGGUGAGAGUGUAAGAGCAGAUCGUCUAAGGAGGAGGUUAAAGACAGAGAAGGAAAACACCCUUGUCGUCAUGGAUGACCUUUGGGACAGGAUAGACUUGAAUAAGAUAGGGAUUCCAUUUGAUGAUGAUGAUAUAGAUGAUGAUUCAAGUAAUAUGACAAUUGAAGAUAUGAAGGGUCCUAAGUUCACAACUGUAAAAAAAGGAAAAUCUCCUGGUGAUUAUAAGGGGUGCAAAAUUUUGCUAACUUCGAGAGAUAGAAAAGUAUUGUCUGAUAAAAUGGACGUCAAGUCAGUUUUCUGUGUGAGAGAAUUAGAUGAUAAGGAAUCUCUAAUGUUGUUUAAGAAGGUGGCUGGAACACUUGAUGAAAUAUCCACAUUUAAGCAAGAGAUUGUUAAGAAGUAUUGUGCAGGGUUACCCAUGGCAAUUGUUACUGUUGGAAGGGCAUUAAGAAAUAAGAGUGAGUCAGUGUGGGAAGCUACACUAGAAAAACUUAAAAAAGAGGAGCUGAGUGGAGUGCAGAAAUCUAUGGAGAUUUCUGUAAGGAUGAGUUACGAUCAUCUAGAAAGCGAGGAAAUGCGGUCCAUUUUCUUACUUUGUGCUCAAAUGGGUCAUCAACAAUUAAUUAUGGACUUGGUGAAGUAUUGCUUUGGUUUGGGUAUACUCGAAGGGGUCUAUACGCUAAGGGAAGCACGUGAUAGAGUAUAUACAUCAAUCCAAAAGCUAAAAGACUCGAGUUUGAUGUUGGAUGGUAGUUCCAAUGAUCAUUUCAAAAUGCAUGAUAUGGUUAAAGAUGCUGCUUUGUCUAUAGCACACAAGGAGCAAAAUGUAUUUGCUUUAAGUAAUAGCAAAUUAGAUGACUGGCCAGACAAGGACCAACUCGAAAGGUGCACCGCUGUCUCUAUACGCAACUGUGAUAUCAUUGACGAGCUUCCUAAAGUCAUGCAUUGUCCUCAACUUAAAUUCUUCCAAAUUGACAGUGAUGAUCCUUCUUUGCAAAUACCUGAGAAUUUUUUUGAAGGAAUGGAAAAACUCAGGGUAUUAAUAUUGACGGGUUUUCAUUUUUCAUGCUUACCAUCUUCAAUUAAAUGCCUAUUAAACCUCAGAAUGCUUUGUUUGGAGCGGUGUGUUCUAGUUGACAACUUAUCCAUUGUAGGAGAGCUGAAAAAGUUAAGAAUUCUCAGCUUUUCUGGAUCUCAAAUUGAAAGCUUGCCAAUUGAGUUAGAACGCUUAGAUAAGCUACAGUUGUUUGACAUGAGCAACUGCUCCUUAAUGAAAGUGGCUCAACCUAAUUUCAUAUCAAGGUUGACUUGUUUAGAAGAGUUGUAUAUAAGAAAGAGCUUGAUCAAAAUGAAGGUAGAUGGAGAGCCAAACCAAAGUCAAAUUUCAUUUCUUUCUCAGUUAAAACAUUUGCACCAAUUGAGAGUUGUAGACUUGAGCAUCCCGAGUACUACAGUUUUGCCCAGGGACUUGUUCUUUGACAGAUUAACAGAUUACAAAAUUGUGAUUGGAGACUUCAAGAUGCUUUCAUCUGGAGAUUUCAGGAUGCCAAAUAAGUAUGAAGCGUUAAGAUCUUUGGCAUUGCAGCUGACAGACGGCGCUGAUAUUCACUCCCAUAAAGGGAUAAAGUUGUUGUUCAAAAGAGUUGAAAAUUUGUUGUUGGGAGAGCUAAAUGGUGUUCAAAAUGCUUUUUAUGAGUUGAAUUUGGAUGGAUUUCCAGAUCUUAAGCAUUUAUCCAUCAUAAAUAAUGAUGGCAUUGAAUAUAUCGUUAACUCAAUGGAGCUAUUCCAUCCUCAGAAUGUUUUUCUCAAUUUGGAAUCUCUAUGCCUCUACAGACUGAAGAACAUAAAGAUGUUGUGUUAUACUCCAGUUACAGACGCCUCAUUCGCCAAAUUAAAAAGCAUCAAGGUCAAGAUGUGUACCCAGUUGAAGUUUCUCUUCUCCUUUUACAUGGUUGGUUUUUUUGCUUGUCUAGAAACAAUUGAUGUUUCUGAAUGUGAUUCUUUGAAGGAGAUUGUUGUCAAGGAAGGGCAAGCAAAUUUUAAUAAGAUUCAGUUUCACAAGCUACGCUCUUUGACACUACAAUCGUUACCAUCAUUUACUAGUUUUUACACCGGUGUUGAGACGCCCUCUGUAGAAGAGCAAACAACAAAAGGGGAUCACAUAGAAAUUACUGUUGCAGAAGAUGAUCGCAGUGUCGUGGAUCCCCUUUGUCUCUUUGGUGAACUGAUUGAAAUUCCAAAUCUGGAGAGUUUGAAAUUAUCCUCAAUCAAAAGCGAAAAGAUAUGGAGAGACCAGCCCCUGUCAAAUUUCUGCUUUCAAAACUUAAUAAAAUUAACUGUGAAAGAAUGCUAUAACUUAAAAUACUUAUGUUCAAUGUCAGUGGCUAGCAAUUUUAAGAAAUUGAAAGGCCUUUUUAUAAGUGAUUGUUGGAUGAUGGAGAAGAUUUUUAUCCGUGAAGGAGACAGUGUGGACAAGGUAUGCAUCUUUCCUAAGUUGGAGGAAAUCCACCUAACCAAACUCAAUAAGUUGACAGACAUAUGGCAAGUUGAAGUUGGUGCCGAUUCCUUUUCUAGUCUCAUUUCUGUGCAAAUUGAAGGGUGUAAACAACUUAACAAGGUUUUUCCAAGUCACAUGACAGGAUGGUUUGGGAGUUUAGACAGCUUGAAGGUUAUUGAUUGCAUGUCGGUGGAAGUGAUUUUUGAAAUCAAAGAUUUUCAACCAGAUGCAUCUAUGAAGGUCACAAACCUGCAGCUUAUUUUGGUAGACCAACUCCCAAAUCUAAAGCAAGUAUGGGAUAGAGAUCCAGAAGGAAUUCUUUGCUUCAAAAAUCUGCGGGUUAUAGAGGCUACACGCUGUAAUAAACUGAGCUAUCUCUUACCAGCUUCUGUGGCCAAAGAUCUAAAAAGGCUUGCAGGCAUUUUAGUAAAUCUUUGUGAUGGAAUGGAGGAAAUUGUUGCUUGGCAUGAUGGACCACAAGCACGAUUAAUGUUUCCUGAAGUAACCUUCAUGAAACUGUACGGCCUGCCAAAUGUGAAGCGUUUCUAUAAGGGGGGACAUAUAGAAUGUCCAAAACUGAAGCAGUUGGCUGUGGACUUUUGUGAGAAGCUGGACGUGUUCACAACAGAAACCACAAAUGAAGAAAGACAAGCAGUUUUCUUAGCCGAAAAGGUAAUCUCCAACUUGGAGUUCAUGGAAACUGGCUUAAAGGAAUCACUUUGGUUAAAGAGCAACAAUUGGAAGUACCGAAUGGACAGUAUAAAAGAGCUUAGCUUACGCUCAUUACGGAGUAUUGAACUUCUCUACUGGUUUCUGGACAGAAUGCCCAAUCUAGAAAGGUUUAACUUGCUCUUCUCUCACUAUAAGCUUGAAGGGUUAGUGCCAAGUGGAAACAUUGUAUCACAAGAAAGACUGGGAACUGUAUUACAGCUCAAGACAUUGACUUUGUGGUCAUCGGAGAUAAAGGAUCUAGGACUUGACCGAGACCCACUUCUACAACGACUGGAGCAUUUGCUCUUAGGUGCUUGCGACAGUUUGGUCAAUAUAGCCCCUUCCUCGCUAUCUCUGUCCCACUUAACAUAUUUGGAAGUAAACUCUUGUACUGGUUUAAUGAAUUUAAUGGCAGUCUCAACAGCUAAAAGUAUGGUUCAACUUGCAACAAUGAAGGUAAUCCAUUGUAAAGUAAAAGAAAUAGUAACCAAUGAAGGAAAUGAAGAAGACAGAGUGAUUGAAGUUGUAUUUAAAAAAUUGGUUUAUUUAGAGCUGGUGAGAUUAAAGGACCUUACAAGUUUCUGCAGAUACAAGAACUGUGAAUUUAAGUUCCCAUCAUUGGAAAGAUUGAUUGUGAGAGAAUGCCCCAAGAUGCAAACAUUCACUGAGGGUCAGACAACAGCAGCAAAGCUACAAAAUAUACUUGCCAUUGAAGGAGAAGAAGAAGAGAAACGGUAUUGGGAAGGUGACUUGAAUAUCACUAUACAGAAGAUUUUCAAAGACAAGAUUUCUUUCGAAUACGCAGAGAAGAUGGACCUUAUUGAUUACCCUGAAUUAUUAGAACAAGUAUGGCAUUGCAGUGAUUUGGUGCAAGACUACAUGUUUCGCAAUUUGACAUCCUUGGUGGUAUCACAAUGUAAUAAUCUAGUACAUGUAAUUCCAUCUCAUUUACUUCCUUGCUUUGAGAAUUUGGAAGAGUUAAAAGUAUGGGAUUGCAGUGCAGUGAAUGUCAUAUUUAAUUUAAAUGACACAAGGGUCACAAAAGCUUUGAGAAAAUUUCGCUUGAAAAAGUUGUCAUUAGAUGGUCUACCAAUCCUGGAGCAUGUAUGGGACAAAGACCCUGAAGGAAAUUUUGGCCUUCACCUGCUACAAGAAAUGCGUGUUGACAGAUGUUAUACCCUCAAAUACUUGUUUCCUGCAUCGGUGGCUAAAGAUCUUACUAGACUUGAGGUGCUUAUUGUAAAUUACUGUAAAGAGUUGGUAAAAAUAUUUUGGAAGGAUGAAAUACCUGCAGAAGGAGCAACAAUGGAGUUUCCUCGUCUGACCACAUUACACCUAACAGAUUUGCCAGGGCUCAAAGACUUUUAUCCUGGUUUACAUAAGCUAGAAUUGCCUGUGCUAAAAGAUUUGAGUAUUUAUCAUUGUAAAUUGCCGGUCCUCAAAUGUCAAGAAGAUCAUCCCGAGGAGCAACCCCUUGUUCCAAUUGAAAAGAUUCCCAAUAUGGAGAUGUUAUCAUUUGGUAUUGGAGGCACCAUUGUUAUGUGGGAUCGGGGGUCUUGGAAAUUGCAACUUCAUUGUCUGCAACGCUUUCAAGAAGAGUCAGAUAGUGUUCUAUAUGGGUUCCUUGGCAUGUUACCUGCUAUAGGAAAGCUUGAAUUGUACCAGGGUUCACUCAAAGAGAUGUUCUGCGCUGAAAGACCUAAUGCUGAUUACACAAGAAUUCUCUUAAACCUAAAAGAAAUAAUGUUGUUUAAUAUGUGUAAUCUUAACUCCAUUGGUUUAGAGCACUCUUGGCUACAUCCCAUUCCUGAAAAUCUCCAAACAUUAAAAGUAACUUCGUGUGAUCGUUUAGUAAACUUGGUACCACACAUGGUAUCUUUGUCCAACCUUACAUAUUUGGAUGUAUACAUGUGUAAAGGAAUGCUAUAUCUGUUCACAUCCUCAACAGCCAAAAGUUUGUGUCAACUCAAAGAGAUGAAGAUAGCAUUGUGUGAAUCAAUGCAAGAGAUAGUGUCCACAGAGGGGGUUGAGUCACAUGCAGAUGGGAAAAUAAUAUUUGAGCACCUCCACACUUUGCUUCUAAAAGAUUUAGACAAGUUAAGGUGCUUUUACUCUGGAAAAUUUGCAUUAUGCUUUCCAUCCCUGGAGAAAGUGUCAUUGAUUCGCUGCAGCUUGAUGAAAACUUUCAGUCCAAUCAACAAAGUAGAUACAGCCAUAUUGUCUUCUGGAGUAACAUUCAGAAGAGAAGAAACACAACAAUGGGAAGGUGAUCUGAAUUCUACAAUACUCAAGAGGUUUGAGGAAAAGAUUUCCGACUAUGCACCAAAAGGAACUGUUGUGAAUCUCUAUGAUCAGCCAAUACUACAGGAUAUAUGGCAUGGUUCACUGCCAGUCCCUCAUACGUGCUUCAACAAUUUGGAGGAAUUGAUUGUGGCCGGGUGUCAAUUUUUAUCCGAAGUACUACCAUUCAAUUUACUUCCUUUCUUAACAAAAAUGGAAAAGUUGGCAGUUCGAAAUUGCAGUUUUGUGAAAACCAUAUUUGAUGUGAAAUGUACAACAGAAGACAGAAAAAUGACAAUGAAUGGACCAGCCCUGGUCCCCCUCCCUUUUUCCCUGAAGAUAUUGACUUUAGAGCAGUUGCCAAAUCUGGAGAGUGUUUGGAAUGAAGAUCCUUGUGGAAUUCUAACAAUAGAACUUCUAAAAAUAGUAUAUGUUGACGAGUGUAAAAGCCUUGCAAGUUUGUUUCCAGCCUCAGUAGCCAAAGAUCUUGUGAAACUUGAAGAACUACAUGUGAAACAUUGUGAAGAGCUGAUUAUUAUUGUUGCAGAGAAUAAUGCAGACCCCAAAGGAACAAAUUUGGAGCUUUCAUUCCCUUGUAUGAUCUCAUUGACAUUACUAGAAUUGCCAAGGAUCAAGUGUUUUUACUGCUCACUGCAUUUUGACAUGUUGAAGAUACCAACUUAUCAAGAGUCACGUUCUGAAGAUGAAGUAAUCAGUAUUGAAAAGCUUACACCCAACCUGCAGUGUUUGUCACUGGGUGAGAAAGAAUUGAAGACUAUUUCGCGAAGAAACCGCUUGCACAAAUUAAAAGUUCUUCAGUUGGCCUGCUUUAAUGUUGAAUCAGGUGUAUUUCCAUAUACAUUCUUACAACAGGUGCCCAAUAUAGAGAAGCUUGCGGUGUCGUUGAGUUCCCUCAAGGAGAUUUUCUGCUUUCAAGGACCUGAUGUGGUCUAUACAGAAUUCCUAUCCCAUCUGAAAGUAUUAACAUUGGAGUUACUUACAGAGCUUGUUUCCAUUGGGUUAGAGCACUCUUGGGUUGAACCCUUAAUCAAGAAUCUAGAAACAUUGGAAAUAGCUAGAUGCUUUCGUUUAAGGAACAUAGCAGCAUCCACUAUAUGCUUCUCCAAUCUGAUGCGUUUAUAUGUGUCUGACUGCCGUGGAUUGGUAAAUUUGUUCACACCCUCAACAGCCAAAAGUUUGGUUCGACUCAAAACGAUGGAGAUAAUUUGUUGUGAAUCAAUACAAGAGAUAGUGUCUCAUGAGGGUGAUGCAUCAGAUAAAGAUGAAAAAAUAGUAUUUAAGGAGCUCCAGGCUUUGUAUCUUAAAGAUUUACAAGAACUCAAAUGCUUUUAUUCUGGGAAUUUUACGGUGUGUUUUCCAUCCUUGGAGCAAGUGUUUGUAAUCAACUGCCACAAGAUGGAAACUUUCUGUCCAGGUACCGUUAAUGCAGACAAGUUGUCAGGAGUUAAGUUUCAGGAUAUGUCUGAUGCUGUCCUAUUGGACAUUGAUCUCAACUCUACUAUACAGAAGGAGUUUCUAACACAGGUGAAGCCCAGCUCAGAUGUUGUAGUAAAAGAACAGGAAAAUGAGGUUGAUGGUAAAGACAGUUUAUGAAGAGGAAGGAAGUUGUCUAGUGGUCAUACUAUUUUACUUUAUUAAUAUAUUUGGAUAUAUUCCAGUGUUUCUGUUUUGUGUUUAAGAAAAAUAAGUAUGCUUCUGUAGUGUAAGUUGCAAUUUUUUGAUUGCUCAUAUAUUAAUGUAACAAUGUGUGUGAUUAUGUGAGUUAUUGGCAUACAUGAAGAACAAAGGAGAACUAUAUCAGGGAUGGUAUUGUUUUAUAUAUGUACUGUUAAACAUAUGAAAUAUCUGUUUUGUUUGUUUA
Messenger RNA from Lathyrus oleraceus (garden pea), 11685 nucleotides. RefSeq lists its product as uncharacterized. The transcript has 9 exons. NCBI's taxonomy places the organism in Eukaryota, Viridiplantae, Streptophyta, Magnoliopsida, Fabales, Fabaceae. The record is from RefSeq and is a predicted model, not a curated record. Bases 3612 to 11417 code for a protein of 2601 amino acids. Gene Ontology annotation, molecular function: ADP binding; ATP hydrolysis activity.